AUGUCAUCGUUAGUGGACGAUAUUUGUGAACUAUUAGAUAGUUAUAACGGGCGCGACAAGGUUGUCCGUCUCGCAUGCUAUGCUUGCAAAUUGUAUGGUUGUGUACAAGGGGAGAAGGCAUGGCAGGCAGCUGGCUCCCGACUUUCCAGUGCUAGAUUGAUGCUCCGACUAUUCGAUGAUAUACCUAUGAUUAGACACACAUAUAAUUAUGGCUUUGGGAGACAUGAAUCUACAAAAAUUGCAGCCUUCCUAGGGGUGCUUGCAAAUAUGGUCGACCAAGUCUUUCUACCAGUUGAAAAAGCAUGUUGGCUCAAUGAAGUGGGCGUUCUCAAGCUAUCAACAGUGACAGCGGACAGACUUGAAAUAUUAAGCACAGCGCUAUGGGCAGCAAGUUUAUAUAUAUCAUUAAUACAAACAAUCCGUUCAAUUCGACACAGCUGGUGGAGUAGAGAUUGCCUCAGCGCAGACGACGCUUGCGAGGCGAGAAAGAAUCUCGACACCAGACUUAUGAUCCAAGCGGUCACAGCCGGGAAACUGUGUCUUGAUAUCACACACGCAGUCAGCUGCCUUCCUUCUGGUUGUUUGUGGGGGGAGAAAAUUGGGGGUACAAAAGUAUCGGCGAUAGCUACUGUAUCGUCUGUCAUUGGUAUAGCGUUAUACUUCGCUAGGAAACGACUUCUAAAGUAAUAAAUAUCAUAGGAAUCUA
Messenger RNA from Melitaea cinxia (Glanville fritillary), 706 nucleotides. Its product is annotated as peroxisomal membrane protein 11C-like. Lineage: Eukaryota; Metazoa; Arthropoda; Insecta; Lepidoptera; Nymphalidae. The record is from RefSeq and is a predicted model, not a curated record. Bases 1 to 687 code for a protein of 228 amino acids. Gene Ontology annotation, cellular component: peroxisomal membrane. Gene Ontology annotation, biological process: peroxisome fission. The transcript is spliced from 4 exons.